Messenger RNA from Mus musculus (house mouse), 7936 nucleotides. It is a transcript of the gene Pxdn, whose product is annotated as peroxidasin. Gene Ontology annotation, biological process: extracellular matrix organization; cellular oxidant detoxification; protein homotrimerization. NCBI's taxonomy places the organism in Eukaryota, Metazoa, Chordata, Mammalia, Rodentia, Muridae. The record is from RefSeq and is a predicted model, not a curated record. The transcript has 22 exons. Gene Ontology annotation, molecular function: peroxidase activity; extracellular matrix structural constituent; laminin-1 binding. Bases 1337 to 5848 code for a protein of 1503 amino acids. Gene Ontology annotation, cellular component: non-collagenous component of interstitial matrix; extracellular matrix; endoplasmic reticulum.
GGUGGUCGGAGGUAUUCCAGUCAUGGAGAGAUCCCAGUGACUAGGAACUGGAGCCUCCUCCAACAGCCUCCAGUUCCCCCACCGUACAGCCUGGCACAGUGCAUCGGAAGUCUCCUGACAGUGCCUGAGUGUGACCCCAUCCCUGGGCAGUACCCUGAUGCCCAAGUCAGAGUGGAAACACAGUAGUUUGCAGGUCAAGAUACAUCUGGUGUCUUGUUUUUUUUUUUUUUCAAUAAAGUAACAAAACACGGAGGGAAAACUUAAGAGAGAAAGAUCUGUGUUGGCUCAGAGUUUCAGAGAUUUCAGUCUGCCUGUCCAGAAAGGCCUGGCAGAACUGGGUAACUCCCUUUACAUAGCCAGAAAUCACAGAAGGAACACCUGGGCUGUUGGACUUUCCUCUCCAUCUAUCCUAUUACACUGCCAACCUAUGGGUGUCAUUCUGGUUCUUAGUAGGUCUUCUCCUUUUAGGUAACUUUCUAUAAAUUCCCCCAGAGUUGAGUUUUAUACUCUCCUAGGUGCUCAGUCCAAUCAAGUUGAGAAUCAGGAUCAACUGUCACACCUGGGCUCCAGUUCCAAACCUCACAUUUAAGACCUCUGCUCCCUUGGUUGUAUUGCCUAACCUGGCCUUCCUGGCUGAAGAAUGGAGAGACUGGAACCCCAGGGAGAAUCAGAGAACUGUAUAAAGUGUCAGCAUUCAAUCUUGCAGAGUACACUCUGAUGUUAACCUCAGGGCUUCCCUUGUCUUAACGCUGUCCACGCAAAAGCCAUCCCAUCUUCCCCACAAGGGUUCCUCAUUGGCGGUGAAUGUUGGAGACCUCAGGAAUCUCUCGCUAGGGAGCUUCUAUUUCUGCAGCACAGCCUUCCCACAAGCUGUGCACUGGGGGGUGGGGAGGUUGCUGUGCCUCAGUUUCUCAAGUAGGAACGAGGAAAACUAGAGAUAGAUGUUUUGUGUGGGAACAGUGGUGGGCACGGAGGCAAAAGAGGCAGUGCCGCGAAAGCUCACUUCCUAGAACACAACAAAAUUUGUAAGUAUUCAAAAAAGGUAUUACUAGCAACAAAACCCUUGGAUACAGGGAGAAAGGAUGAUAAAGGGAUGUGGGGUAACUUUGUUGUGGUACUGCAGUUUUAAAAGCAGAAUCAGGGAUCCAAUCUCUGUCCCAAGCGACACCUCUGCACCUCUAGGAGCCCCCCACAGUGGAGUCUGUGUGCACUGGUCCUGCAGUCCAAGGAGGCCCUGCUGCACCUCCGAGAAGGGUCGCUAGGUUCAGACACCAAGGCCCUGGUGAUUGCCCAGCCCCCGCCCUCUGCGAAGCUAAGAGGGGGCGGAGCCACGCGCAUGUGCACAGCUGGCGCCCCCCUCCCCGCCCCCCGCGCACAGCUGGGACGUGGGCCGGGGACCGGAGGGCUCAGUUGGGAGCCGGCGGUGGACGCGCCCGCCGAGGCCUCCUCCGCUGCUGUUCACGCGUGCCAGCUCCUGUCCGCGCCAUCUGCCAUGGCCGUGCGCCCCACGCGCCGCUGCCUGCUGGCGCUCCUGCUGUGCUUUGCCUGGUGGGCCAUGGCGGUGGUCGCCUCGAAGCAAGGGGCAGGCUGUCCAAGCCGCUGCCUGUGUUUCCGUACCACCGUGCGCUGCAUGCAUCUGUUGCUGGAGGCCGUGCCCGCCGUGGCGCCGCAGACCUCCAUCCUAGAUCUUCGGUUCAACAGAAUCAGAGAGAUCCAACCCGGGGCAUUCAGGAGGCUGAGGAGCCUGAACACACUGCUUCUUAACAACAACCAGAUCAAGAAGAUCCCCAAUGGUGCAUUUGAGGACCUGGAGAACUUAAAAUACCUGUACCUGCACUUUAAUCAGAUAGAAACGCUGGACCCUGAAUCCUUCCAGCACCUGCCAAAGCUGGAGAGACUGUUUUUGCACAACAACCGUAUCACGCACUUAGUUCCUGGGACGUUCAGUCAGUUAGAGUCCAUGAAACGGCUGCGAUUGGACUCGAAUGCACUCCACUGUGACUGUGAAAUCCUAUGGCUAGCGGAUCUACUGAAGACCUACGCCCAAUCUGGAAACGCACAAGCAGCAGCUACAUGCGAGUAUCCCAGACGCAUCCAAGGACGCUCUGUGGCUACCAUCACCCCAGAAGAGCUGAACUGUGAAAGGCCCCGGAUUACCUCAGAGCCACAGGAUGCAGAUGUCACCUCAGGGAACACAGUGUACUUCACCUGCAGAGCUGAGGGCAACCCCAAACCUGAGAUCAUCUGGCUUCGAAACAAUAACGAGUUGAGCAUGAAGACGGACUCUCGCUUAAACUUGCUGGACGAUGGCACGCUGAUGAUUCAGAACACACAGGAGGCGGAUGAGGGUGUCUACCAGUGCAUGGCGAAAAAUGUGGCUGGAGAGGCGAAAACGCAGGAGGUGACCCUCAGGUACUUGGGGUCUCCAGCCCGACCCACUUUUGUAAUCCAGCCGCAGAACACAGAGGUACUGGUGGGUGAGAGUGUCACUCUGGAGUGCAGUGCCACAGGCCACCCUCUGCCUCAGAUCACCUGGACAAGAGGUGACCGCACACCCUUGCCAAUUGACCCUCGAGUGAAUAUCACUCCCUCUGGAGGACUGUAUAUACAGAACGUCGCCCAGAGUGACAGCGGCGAGUACACGUGCUUUGCAUCCAAUAGUGUGGACAGUAUCCAUGCCACAGCCUUCAUCAUUGUACAAGCCCUUCCUCAGUUCACUGUGACCCCACAGAGCCGAGUGGUCAUUGAAGGGCAGACUGUGGAUUUCCAGUGUGCGGCUAAGGGACACCCUCAGCCUGUCAUAGCCUGGACCAAGGGAGGGAGCCAGCUCUCAGUGGACAGGCGGCACCUGGUGCUGUCCUCAGGAACACUCAGGAUUUCUGGGGUGGCCCUGCAUGACCAGGGCCAGUAUGAGUGCCAGGCCGUCAAUAUCAUUGGCUCCCAGAAGGUCGUGGCCCACCUGACAGUACAGCCUAGAGUCACCCCGGUAUUUGCCAGCAUUCCCAGUGACAUGACUGUAGAGGUGGGCACCAACGUGCAGCUGCCUUGUAGCUCCCAGGGAGAACCAGAGCCAGCCAUCACCUGGAACAAGGAUGGUGUUCAGGUAACAGAAAGUGGAAAAUUUCACAUCAGCCCCGAAGGAUUCUUGACCAUCAAUGAUGUUGGCACUGCCGAUGCAGGUCGCUAUGAGUGUGUAGCUCGGAACACAAUUGGAUAUGCCUCUGUGAGCAUGGUACUCAGUGUGAAUGUUCCUGAUGUAAGUCGGAAUGGGGAUCCCUAUGUUGCUACCUCUAUUGUUGAAGCCAUUGCAACUGUUGACAGAGCCAUCAACUCUACAAGGACACACUUGUUUGACAGCCGUCCUCGUUCUCCAAAUGACCUGCUCGCUCUGUUCCGGUACCCACGGGAUCCAUACACAGUGGGACAAGCCAGGGCAGGAGAGAUAUUCGAGCGGACCCUGCAGCUGAUCCAGGAGCAUGUUCAGCAUGGCUUGAUGGUGGACUUGAAUGGAACAAGUUACCACUACAAUGAUCUGGUGUCCCCGCAGUACCUGAGCCUCAUCGCCAACCUGUCAGGCUGCACUGCACACCGCCGCGUGAACAACUGCUCAGACAUGUGCUUCCACCAGAAGUAUAGGACGCACGAUGGCACGUGCAACAAUCUACAGCACCCGAUGUGGGGUGCCUCACUGACCGCCUUUGAGCGCCUGUUGAAGGCUGUGUAUGAGAAUGGGUUCAACACACCCCGGGGCAUUAAUUCCCAGCGUCAGUACAAUGGGCAUGUACUACCCAUGCCCCGCCUGGUGUCCACCACACUGAUUGGGACAGAGGUGAUCACCCCCGAUGAGCAGUUUACACACAUGCUGAUGCAAUGGGGCCAGUUCCUUGACCAUGACCUAGACUCUACAGUGGUAGCCCUGAGCCAGGCCCGCUUCUCUGACGGCCAGCAUUGCAGCUCUGUGUGCAGCAAUGACCCUCCCUGUUUCUCGGUCAUGAUCCCCCCCAAUGAUCCCCGGGUGCGGAGUGGCGCCCGAUGCAUGUUCUUCGUGCGAUCGAGCCCCGUGUGUGGCAGCGGCAUGACGUCCCUGCUCAUGAACUCUGUGUACCCUCGAGAGCAGAUCAACCAGCUCACCUCCUACAUCGAUGCCUCCAAUGUGUACGGCAGCACAGACCACGAAGCCCGCAGCAUCCGGGACCUGGCCAGCCACCGUGGCCUGCUGCGUCAGGGCAUUGUGCAGAGGUCUGGCAAGCCCCUGCUUCCCUUUGCCACCGGGCCACCCACUGAGUGCAUGCGCGAUGAGAACGAGAGCCCGAUACCAUGCUUUCUGGCCGGCGACCACCGUGCCAACGAGCAGCUUGGCCUGACCAGCAUGCAUACGCUGUGGUUCCGGGAGCACAACCGCAUUGCAGCAGAGCUGUUGAAGCUAAACCCGCACUGGGAUGGGGACACUGUCUACCAUGAGACCCGCAAGAUAGUCGGGGCAGAGAUACAGCACAUCACCUACCGGCACUGGCUGCCCAAGAUCCUGGGGGAGGUGGGCAUGAAGAUGCUCGGUGAGUACCGGGGCUACGACCCCAGUGUCAAUGCUGGCAUCUUUAAUGCCUUUGCCACUGCAGCCUUCAGGUUCGGUCACACUCUGAUCAACCCUCUGCUCUACCGGCUGGAUGAGAACUUUGAGCCCAUCCCUCAGGGCCAUGUGCCCCUCCACAAAGCCUUCUUCUCGCCCUUCCGGAUUGUCAACGAGGGGGGCAUCGACCCACUUCUCCGAGGGCUGUUUGGAGUGGCAGGGAAGAUGCGCAUUCCCUCUCAAUUGCUGAACACAGAGCUCACGGAGAGGCUGUUCUCCAUGGCCCACACAGUGGCCCUGGACCUGGCUGCCAUCAAUAUCCAGCGAGGCCGGGACCAUGGCAUCCCACCCUACCAUGACUACAGAGUCUACUGCAACUUGUCGGCUGCUUACACCUUUGAGGACCUGAAAAAUGAGAUCAAGAGCCCUGUGAUCCGGGAGAAACUGCAGAGGCUGUAUGGCUCGACUCUCAACAUUGAUCUGUUCCCAGCCCUCAUGGUAGAAGACCUAGUACCUGGCAGCCGCUUGGGGCCCACACUCAUGUGCCUGCUCAGCACACAGUUCCGACGCCUGCGGGAUGGAGACAGGUUGUGGUAUGAGAACCCAGGCGUGUUCUCCCCCGCCCAGCUGACUCAGCUCAAGCAGACGUCCCUGGCGAGGAUCCUUUGUGACAACUCAGACAACAUCACCCGUGUGCAGCAGGAUGUGUUCAGGGUGGCAGAGUUCCCCCACGGUUAUAGCAGCUGUGAGGACAUCCCCAGGGUGGACCUGCGAGUGUGGCAGGACUGUUGUGAAGAUUGUAGGACCAGGGGACAAUUCAAUGCUUUCUCCUACCAUUUCCGGGGAAGACGGUCUCUAGAAUUUAGCUAUGAGGACGAUAAGCCCACAAAGAGAGCCAGGUGGCGGAAAGCACUAAGUGUAAAGCAUGGCAAACAUCUUAGCAAUGCCACAUCAGCCACCCACGAGCACUUGGAAGGGCCAGCAACUAAUGAUCUCAAGGAAUUUGUUCUGGAAAUGCAAAAGAUCAUCACAGACCUCAGAAAACAGAUAAACAGCUUGGAGUCUCGGCUCAGCACCACAGAAUGUGUGGAUGACAGCGGUGAAUCUCACGGCGGCAACACAAAGUGGAAAAAAGACCCAUGCACAGUUUGUGAGUGCAAAAAUGGCCAGAUCACCUGCUUUGUGGAAGCUUGCCAGCCUGCAGCCUGCCCCCAGCCUGUGAAAGUGGAAGGCGCUUGCUGUCCCGUCUGCUUAAAGAACACUGCAGAGGAAAAGCCUUAGUGUUCCCGAGCUUAGCUCCUCGAAGCUGGUCCACAGAAUACUUGUGAGCCUAGAUGACAACAUGGGGAGCUUCAGACCACAGGACAAGUUGGGAUCUCAGACAUUUCAGGACCUCUGCUGUGCCAUCGCAGAAGCAGCCGGGGCUGCUUCACACCCUGUGUUUGUAGAAGGAAAUUGAGCAGGCGGGAGUGGGUGCAGGCUCUGGCCCUCACUUCAUGUUAGACUUCUCAGGUUUAUAUUUAAGUGUUUUUAAAUGGAAAAUUGGUGCUACUAUUAAAUCACACAGUUGAGACAUGGGUUUCGAAAUUGCUUCGGCCUGAUGAUGCCACUUCUGUUUAAGCGAGGCAGAAGGUCUUUGACAGGCUUCAUUUAAACAGAAGCAUUUGGCAAAUGGAACAGGAUCUUAUAAAAUAAUAUCCUGGGCCAAAAUCCCUACAGGGAUACUAGGGCUUUCUCCCACUGCUCCCUCAUGUCUGCCAUCUUCCCCUUCAGGGCCCUUCAGCGUCUAAUAACAAUACCAACACAAACCUGCACCUUGCGACCAUGUCCACCCUUCUACACAGGACUGUCACAUUAUCAAGCCACAGUUAGAAAUAAUCUUGUUUCCACUUAGAAAAUGUGUAAAUACUGCCUUGCUGUAAAUUGAAUGUGAAAUCCUUUGGUCCUAUGCCAUGUUGAGUGACCCGAAUAGCCCCUUGCAUCGGCAGGAUGGUCUGCAGCCACCACCUGCCUUGGUUCCUGGCCAUGGUGUAGGGAGGGUGAUGGUCUGCAGCCACCACCUGCCUUGGUUCCUGGCCAUGGUGUAGGGAGGGUGAUUCACUCUCCAGGUCCUUUGAAUAGGUGACAGACAGGCAGAGCCUGAAUGUCAGGAAAUUCCAUUGUAUGAAUGCUUUAAAGGAAAACGUUCCCUAUACCUCAUUAUUUUUUAUUGCAUGAUGUUUUAUAAAAAUUUGCCCAUUUUAGAUGUUAGAAAAAUUAUUUCCACUAUGCAAAUUUCUUUUUAAUUCAGUGAAAAGCAACUGUUAUACCUCAUAGUCUCUUGUUUUUAAUUGACCAAAAUAUUCCAUUCUAUUCUCACAAGGUUCUGAGGUCUCUGCCUGAAAAAGCAAGUCUCACCCUAUAGACACUGAUGUGCCCAGCACUACGUGCCAGCCAUUGUGGGAACACAAGAGGGUCACCUGCCCAAGGGCUAGGGAGGAAGACCUCAAGAACACAGAGGAGGUGGAAAAGGACAAAAUAGGUGCCAUUUUAGGGAGACCAUGGUCAGAUAGGGGGAUGCUCAGUUCCUUGCAGCCUCGGGCGGGCUUAUGUUGGCACUAAGGCCAUUGUGGAGUGUACUUAUAUGAUCCCUAUGCUGAUAGGAUUACCUUCCUAGACAUAGCUAGACGCAAAGCCACAUGUGUAAGGCUGCUGAGCAAAGACAGCAUCCCAGCAUGGGUGUGUUCACGGUGGAUUCACCACGUUGCAUAUGUAAAGUGGUCCCCUUGGCUUACCCUUCACUUUGCUCAUGAGAUUCAGAAGCUGGUGGUCCAGCAGGGGUGAGCAUUUGUGAAAUAGUAAGCUGAACUUAGUGGUGAGAUUUCAGAACAGACUUCUGUGAAGUAAGAGAUGUAACCAUGCAUCUAAAAUCAGAUGGCCGUGUAACUGCUCGGGCAUAGAAAUGGUGGGAGAACCUGUCCUGGGUACCUGGCAUUUCACAUGAGCCCAGGGAUAUGUCUUGUGCCAAGGCACACAAGUGUCCAUGGACUUGGACAGGUGCCAAGGGUUUUUGUCUCUGUUCCUAUGUGGGAGGCUGGCUGUGAUUUACAUUAAUUUCUGUAUUUCAAACGAAGAUGUCUGCAGAUCUCCAUUUUGAUGUUACAGCCUCAUUGCCCAGGCAGUGGGCAGUGCCCAGACACCCUUUCUGACUAGCCACUGCAUUGGGCUUCUGUGAUUCAAAGUAGUGUAUAUAUUUAUUUACUUCUCUGACUGUGGCCAACAGCCAAAUGCCAUUUUAUGUUCCUUGUAUUCAGUCCAUUACCAAAGAGGUGUUUGCACUUUGUAAUGAUACCUUUCAGUUCAAAUAAAAGGACCACAUCGUUAAGUGGA